Messenger RNA from Ixodes scapularis (black-legged tick), 7137 nucleotides. It is a transcript of the gene cher, whose product is annotated as filamin-A. Bases 220 to 6891 code for a protein of 2223 amino acids. The transcript has 32 exons. The record is from RefSeq and is a predicted model, not a curated record. Lineage: Eukaryota; Metazoa; Arthropoda; Arachnida; Ixodida; Ixodidae. Gene Ontology annotation, biological process: actin cytoskeleton organization. Gene Ontology annotation, molecular function: actin filament binding.
AUUCUUAGCGGCGGGCGCAGCGCCGCCUGCGCGACUCUGAAAUGCCGCUGGGCGGCUCCAGGAGGCGAGCGGCCGGGACUCUUUGACAGCGGCCACCUUGCGAGAGGACAGCUGCGGCAGCCAGGAAGCCAACGAGCGAACUAACCGGCCAGGUCGACCGCUAUCAGCAGAGGCAGGGACAGCAUCGCAAGAGCAGCGGCGGAAGUGACGAGAGGCAGGAUGGCGUCGUCGGCGGAUCGGCGAGGCAGCAGGGCGGUGGCCGGCGAAGAAGAGGAGAACGUGAUGGAGCGCGAACUCGCUGAGGAUGCCGUCUGGAAGCGGAUCCAGCAGAACACGUUCACGCGCUGGGCCAACGAGCACCUCAAGACGGUGAACAAGACGCUAGCGUCGCUCGAGACUGACCUGGCCGACGGACUGCGUCUGAUCGCGCUCAUCGAGGUCCUGUCGGGCAAGAAGCUGCCCAAACACAACAAGCGGCCCACCUUCCGUUCGCAAAAGCUCGAGAACGUCUGCGUGGCGCUCAAGUUCCUCACCAACGACGAGGGAAUCAAGCUGGUGAACAUCGACAGUUCGGACAUCGUCGACUGCAAGCUCAAGCUCAUCUUGGGUCUGAUAUGGACUCUCAUCUUGCACUACUCUAUCUCCCUUCCCAUGUGGGAGGGAGACGACGAUUCGGCUUUCGACAAGAGCGGGCCAACGCCCAAGCAGCGCCUGCUGCGCUGGAUCCAGAGCAAGCUUCCAGAGAAGCCCAUCACCAACUUUACAUCGGACUGGAACGACGGCACUGCAGUGGGUGCCUUAGUCGACGCCCUGGCUCCUGGUCUGUGCCCGAACUGGGCCACUUGGGACCCCAAGAACGCGCUGAAGAACGCCAAGGAGGCCAUGGACUUGGCUUCGGAGUGGCUAGGUGUGCCGCAACUUGUGACGCCCGAGGACAUGGUGAACCCCAAGGUGGAUGAACUGUCCAUGAUGACCUACCUGGCCCAGUUCCCUAACGCCAAGCUGAAGGACAAGGCUCCACUCAAGCUGCAGACCAACCCCGCUCGCGUCCGUUGCUACGGACCGGGUAUCGAGCCCACGGGCGUCGUCGUGGGUGCGCCCACUAGCUUUACCGUGGAAACCUUCAGCGCUGGGCAGGGCGACGUUACGGCCGUCGUCGAGGCGCCUGCCGGACAGCAGCUGCCCGUGGACAUCCGUUACAAUGACGACAAGGCCAAGACGUACACGGCCACUUACACGGCGAAGAAGGAGGGUCCGCACAAAGUCAAGGUGGAGUUCGCCGGCAAACAGGUACCGAAGAGUCCCUUCCCGGUCAAGGUGGAGGGGUACGCGGGCGACCCGUCCAAGGUGAAGGCUUCCGGUCCUGGCCUCAAGCCGACGGGCGUCAGCGCGGGCGUGCCCACGCACUUCGACGUGUUUUCCAAGGACGCCGGCAAGGGCCAGGUGGACGUCGACAUCGUGGAUCCCAAGGGUGGUCACAACGCCGUCCCCGUCCGUGUCAAGAAGACCAAGGAGGACGAGCACCACGUCGAGUACAUGCCCACGCUGGAGGGACCGCACCAGGUGAACCUGCUCUUCGCCGGCAGACCGGUACCCGGAAGCCCCUUCAAAGUCAACGUGGGUCCCCCCUGCAACCCCCGCCGUGUGCGGGCCUCAGGACGAGGCCUGCAGAAGAACGGCGUCCGCGUAGGGGACGUUGCUGACUUCCGAGUCUUCGCUGAGAAUGCGGGAGAUGGCGAGCUACAGGUCAAGGUGCUGGGGCCAGGUGGAGUUCAAGAGAAGGUGAACAUAACGGCCAAGGGCAAGACGUUCGACUGCAACUACAUGCCCGUCAAGGAAGGCCGCUACGUGGUCAUGAUCUCGUACGGAGGCCAGGAGAUCCCCCGCAGCCCGUACGAGGUGAACGUGGGCCCCUACAAGGAGUCCCGCAUUAUCGCGUACGGCCCGGGCCUGUCCGGUGGCCUGGUCGGCUACCCGGCCACCUUUACUGUGGACACCAACGGCGAGACCGGCCAGCUGGGAUUCGCCAUCGAGGGGCCGUCCCAGGCCAAGAUUGAGUGCCACGACAACGGCGACGGCUCGGCCGGCGUCAAGUACUUCCCGACCGCGCCCGGCGACUACGCCGUCCACGUGCUCUGCAACGGCGAGGACAUCCCCAAGUCCCCCUGGAUCGCCAACAUCAUGCCGCAGAGCGACUGCGCGCCAGACAAAGUCGUUGCCCAAGGACCAGGACUGCAGCCCACGGGAGUGGUCCAGGGCGUGCCGACGAACUUCACAGUGGACGCCACCCAGGCGGGCGGCAAGGCUCCACUCGAGUGUGUGGUGUGCGACGCCAUGGGGAACACGGUGGAUGUCAACGUGAAGGACAACGGCGACAACACGUACGCCUGCUCCUACAAAACGGAAGCCUGCGACAAGCAUGCUGUCCAGGUCAACUAUGCCGGUGUUGCCGUCCCCGGAAGCCCCUUCAGGAUCAACGUGGCCGACAACACGGACCCGGGCAAAGUGCGAGUGUACGGCCCGGGCGUCGAAAAGGGCGUCACGUCCAAGACACCCACCAAGUUCUACGUGGACUGCAAAGCUGCCGGCAAAGCCAAGCCCAAAGUGAAGCUGACCGACGAGCAGAACAGGCCGGUGCCGGUCAAGGUGUUGGACAACAAAGACGACACCUACACCUGCGAAUACUCCGCCCCGACCCCUGGGAUCCACUACGUGUCUGUGGCCGUCAAUUCCAAGGAGGUGCUGGGCAGCCCCUUCAAGGUGCCCGUGGCUCCGCAUCUGGAUGUGGGACAGAUCAAGGUCAACGGCAUCGAACCCACCGUGUUUGUGGAGGCACCCAGUGAGGUGACCAUUGACGCGCGCGCCUUGAGCAAGACCAGCGAGGCCAAAGUGAACCUGACUCUGAACACCCCUUCGGGAAAGAAGUUCCCGAUAGCCGUGCAGCCCAAAGGAGACGGGACCUACCGAUCCGUCUACAUACCUCAUGAACAAGGUCCAUACACUAUCGAUGUGACCUACGACGGCGUACCGCUGGCGGGAUCACCAUUCAAGACGAAUGCCGUAAAAGGCUGCAACCCGUCCAAGUGCAAGGCCUACGGCCCGGGCCUGGAGAAGGGCGUUCUGGAUGACGUCAACCGCUUCACCGUGGAAACCAAGGGAGCGGGGCCCGGUGGUCUGGGGCUGGCCAUCGAGGGUCCAACGGAGGCUAAGAUGACUUGCAAGGACAACCGAGACGGUACCUGCUCCAUCGAGUACAUACCCACGGAGCAGGGCGACUACGACAUUAGCAUUCGCUUUGCCGGGGAACACAUUCCAGGAAGCCCCUUCAAGAUCCCCGUAGAAGCUCCUGUGGACCCUUCAAAAGUCCUGGCAUAUGGUCCUGGCCUGGAGCCUGCCAAAUGCCGCGCCAAUGUACCGCAGAAGUUCACAGUCGACGCACGGAAGGUCGGCAAGGCUCCAAUGGCCGUCGAAGUGUCAUCCGAGAAAGGCCCGGUGUCGGAGAAGCCUACGGUGAAGGACAACAAGGACGGCACCUACGACGUCAGCUACAUGCCGCCGCCCGAGAAGAGCGACUGUAACGUGAAGGUGACCUACGCCAACCAGGACAUCCCCGGCAGUCCGUUCCGCAUGAAGGUCCGCCCGACCUGCGAGCCCCAGAACGUGAAGCUCGUCGGCCUGGGUGGCAAGCCGGUGCCUGCCAGCCUCCCGCACGAGUUUACCAUCGACGCCCGCGAGGCCGGCGUAGGCGAGGCUGAAGUUGUCGUCAAGGGACCCGACGGCGUGCCGCGCAAGGCUCGCGUCGUGGACAACGACGACGGCACCUUCCGGUCGGAAUGCGUCUUCAACGACGUGGGCAAGCACCAGGUGGCCGUCAAGUAUGGCGGCAAGGAGGUGCCCAACUCGCCCGCCACCGUCGAAGCAGUGCCCACCGGACACGCGGACAAGUGCAAGAUCUCCCAGGAGACCAAGCUGGACAAGGUGACCAUCGGCGAAGAGUACAGCAUGACGGUGGACGCCAAGCAGGCGGGCAAAGGCGCUGUCACCUGCGCGGUGAACAACGCCUCGGGCAAGGAGCCCGACGUGGACGUCCAGGUGGAGGACAACGGCGACGGCACCUACACCAUCUUCUACAGGAUGAAAGAGCAGGGCGAGCACCAGGUCAACGUCAAGUUCGGCGGACAGCCCGUGCCCGGAGGCUCCUACACGAUCAGGGCCGUCACCGAGCAGAUCCGACAGAAGACAGUGGUCGAGCGCCGCUUCCGUAGCGCACCGCCUCCCCAGGGAAAGUUCCGGCCGGUCCAACUCUUUGACAUCCCCCUGCAGCAGGCCGCCGGAGGACAGCUCUCCGCGGAGGUGAAGAUGCCGUCGGGACGAGUGGACAAGCCGGUCAUCAUCGACAACCAGAACGGCACCGUCAGCAUUCAGUACGAGCCGCGGGAGGAAGGGCAGCAUGAACUGCACAUCAAGUUUAACCAGGAGCACAUCCAGGGGAGCCCCUUCAGGUUCCACGUGGACACCAUCCAGAGUGGCUACGUGACCGCGUACGGACCGGGACUCACGCAUGGCGUUGCUGGAGAGCCCAGCAACUUCUCUAUUAGCACCAAGGAUGCUGGAGCCGGCGGUCUCAACGUGGCCGUCGAGGGCCCGUCCAAAGCCGAGAUCAGCGUGCACGACAACAAGGACGGCACGGUGGCCGUUUCCUACCUUCCGGCGGCGCCCGGAGAGUACAAAAUCUCGGUGAAGUUCGCCGACAAGCCCAUCAAGGGAAGCCCCUUCACGGCCAAGAUCACCGGCGAAGGCCGCAAGCGCAACCAGAUCUCUGUGGGCCACUCAAGCGAGGUGUCUCUCAAGGUCCAGGAGAAGGACGUGAAGAACCUCAACGCCAGCAUCGUGGCGCCCUCCGGCCUGGAGGAACCUUGCUUCCUCAAGAAGCUACCCAACGGUCACUUGGGUAUCUCGUUCACGCCCCGUGAGACCGGCGAGCACCUGAUCAACGUGAAGCGCGUUGGCACCCACAUCACGGGCAGCCCCUUCAAGAUCAACGUGCUGCCGCAGGAGAUCGGCGACGCGUCUAAGGUCAAGGUGACCGGCAAGGCCCUAUCCGAAGGCGCCACCCAAGUGCGCAACGAAUUCUCCAUCGACACCCGCGAGGCCGGCUACGGAGGCCUGAGCCUUUCAGUGGAAGGCCCCAGCAAGGCGGACAUCCAGUGCAAGGACAACGAGGAUGGCACGCUCAAAGUGAGCUACAUGCCCACGGAGCCCGGCUACUACAUCGUCAACCUCAAGUUCGCCGACCACCACGUCAAGGGCUCUCCGUUCACGGUCAAAGUGACGGGCAAGGGCUCCAACAUCCAGCGCGAGAAUAUCAAGAAGCAGCGGGAAGCCGCCCCGACGGCCGAGGUCGGCUCCAAGUGUCAGUUCACCUUCAAGAUGCCCGGCACUAGCGGGUUUGACAUGGCGGCGCGCGUGACGUCCCCGUCGGGCAGUUCUGAGGACGCCGAGAUUGCGGACUUGGACGACUGCCAGUACGCCGUGCACUUUGUGCCCAAGGAGUCCGGCGUGCACACGGUCAGCGUUCGCCACAAGGACAUCCACAUCCCGGGUUCGCCGUUCCAGUUCACCGUGGGGCCCUUCCGAGACCACGGCGCGCACCGCGUCCACGCCGGCGGGCCCGGCCUCGAGCGCGGCAUCGCCGGAGACUCCUGCGAGUUCAACGUUUGGACCCGGGAGGCUGGUGCCGGCAGCCUGUCCUUGUCAGUCGAAGGACCCUCCAAGGCACAGAUCGACUUCAAGGACCGCAAAGACGGCUCCUGCUACGUGACUUACAAAGUCAAGGAUCCCGGCGAGUACCGCGUGGGCAUCAAGUUCAACGACCAGCACAUCCCGGACAGCCCGUUCAAGGUGUACGUGAUGCCCCAGGCGGGCGACGCCAGCAAGAUCGAGCUGGGCAGCGUGGCGGAGAACAUGCAGACCAACAAGCCGGUGGCCUUCACUAUCUCCAUGAACGGGGCCAGGGGUAACCUAGACGGCAAGGUGGUAUCGCCCAGCGGUCACGAGGACGACUGCUUCGUGGCGCCACUGGACGACGACCAGUGGGCACUGCGCUUCGUGCCCCGCGAGAACGGCAUCCACCAGAUCCACAUUCGCUUCAACGGCGUCCACAUCCCGGCGAGUCCCUUCAGAGUCCGCAUCGGCAAGGACGACGCCGACCCCGCCGCAGUCCACGCCUACGGACCGGGACUCAGAGACGCCAAGAGCGGCACCAAGACGGACUUCAUCGUAGACACGUGCAACGCGGGCGCCGGCUCGUUGGCCGUCACCAUUGACGGCCCGACCAAGGUGAACAUGGACUGCACCGAGGUGGAAGAAGGCUACAAGGUGCGCUACACGCCCCUGGCACCCGGGGAGUACUUCGUCACCGUCAAGUUCAACGGCUACCACAUCGCCGGCAGUCCAUUCCGCGUCAACUGUACAGGCAACGUCACUCGGACUGAAGGUGGAAAACGGCUGUCCAUCGCCCCUCCGACUGCGCCCGAGACGUCCUCGAUGACGGUUGACACGGUGGUCAAGCAGGCCGUCCAGAAGGCCGACCACCUGCCCAAGUUCCGCUCCAACGCCGGCAAGGUUACCAGCAAGGGCCUGGGUCUAAAGCGGGCCGUGCUCAACAAGCAGAACACCUUCACGGUCAACUGUCUGGACGCCGGCAACAACCUGAUCUACGCCAGCGUGUACGGACCUAAGGGACCCUGCGACGAGGUGUUCGUCAAACACCUGGGCCGCAACCUGUACCAGGUCAACUACGUGGUCAAGGACCGCGGAGACCACGUGGUCAUCGUCAAGUGGGGAGACGACCACAUCCCGGGCAGCCCGUUCAAGGUCGAGGUCGUCUAGCUCCACCAACCAGUGCUUUGCAUCGGCUUCACACAACGACACCCUCCGCCGCACCCGCGUGGGGCGCCAUCGUCGCCGCCGCGCCAUCGCGCACCACUCGUGGCGCCCAAAGGGGGUAGGGAGGGGGGGAGGGUGCUGUCUCGCUCACUUUUCUUGACCCGCUCGUGCCGUUAUUUUUUCCCCUCUGCAAGUGUACAUUCAGAGUGUUUGCAUAUUAAAGAUAUUGUGAUGAUGAUGAUGCUUUCA